ACCUCAACCCAAAAUUAAAAAAAAAAAAGAAAUCAAUUUUAUUAAAAAAAUUAAAAAGAAAGUUAGGGUUUGACCAGAAAAAAAUUGCACACAAUCGCGUGCGACCCACAUAGUGGAAUUCACCGAUUCGGACAAGCCUCGUUCCUCUCAGUGAACCUUCGCCCCCCUCUCACCAAAGAUCCACACCCACUUACCCCUCUCCUUCUUCCGAAAUUCGCGGCUUUUUUUGGAGAGAGAAAAUCGGAGCUUUUUAGAGAGAGAAAAAAUGGCAGAUGCUUCUAUACCCUGAAUCCAGAACAACGAAAAGAUUGGGCCUUUCUUCAAUUUUGUACUGAUUUGAGGCUUUUUUAACCCUGUGGGCUCUCCAAUUUUGAUGAUUUUUGAGUUUUUCUGUUGUCUAGAAUGAUGGGGUGUUUGUACUGUGAGUGAUCUGAAUUUGGGGGUUGGGGAAUUUGGUGGGUGGAUUUGUGCUCCAUGCAGUCAGGUGGCGGUGGCCGGAACCCUGGGGUUGGCCGGACGGGCUCCACGGCGACGUCGUCAGCUGCGGCGUCGCCGUCGUCUUCGUCUUCGGCAUCCCAAUUGGGGCUUGAUCAGCAUCAUCUUCAGCAGCAGCAGCAACAACAACAGCAGCAGCAGAUAAGUUCUAGUAGACAGUCAUUUCAACAACAGUUACUUAGAAAACCUGAAGGGAAUGAAGCUUUCUUAGCAUAUCAAGCUGGGCUCCAGGGUGCCUUUGGGAAUAACAAUUUCUCAUCUCCUGGUGCCAUGCAAUUGCCCCAGCAGUCUCGAAAGUUCAUGGAAUUAGCUCAACAUGGAGCCAGCCAAGAUGGCCAGUUCAGGGCUCAAGGUGUUGAGCAGCAAAUGAUGAAUCCUAUGCAUCAAGCAUGCCUUCAAUAUGCACUUGCGCAACAAAAAUCUGCGAUGGGAAUUCAGUCGCAGCAGCAAGCUAAAAUGGGAAUGUUAAACCCAUCUCUGAAGGAUCAGGAAAUGCGCGUGGCAAAUCUGAAAAUGCAGGAAAUGAUGGCUAUGCAGGCUAUGCAUCAAGCUCAAGGAUCAUCAUCUAGGAAUUCUUCCGAACAUGUGUCACGUGGGGAAAAACAGAUCGAGCCAGGACAGCAGACAGCUCCUGAUCAGAAGACCGAAGGAAAGCCUUUAUCCCAAGGACCAGCUAUUGGACAUGUAAUGCCUGGCAAUGUGGUGAGACCAAUGCAUGUGCCAGAAUCUCAGCAGGGAAUUCAAAAUUUUAUGGCAAUGUCUGCGCAAUACCAGGCUAUGCAGGCAUGGGCACGCGAACGCAACAUAGAUUUGUCGCAUCCUGCAAAUGCUAACAUAAUGUCGCAGCUCAUUCCAAUGAUGCAGGCAAGGAUGGCCUCCCAACAAAAGGUCAACGAGAGCAACGUUGGUGUUCAGUCAACACCUGUUCCUGUUUCAAGGCAGCAGGUCACUUCUCCAGCUGUUGGAAGUGAGGGUUCUGCACAUGCUAAUUCGUCAAGUGAAGCAUCUGGGCAGUCAGGUUCUUCAAAAGCCAGGCAGUCAGUUCCACCCGGCCAUUUUGGCCCCACAACAAAUUCUGGCAUAGGCAGUGGCUCCAGUGACAUGGUGAUGCAGCAACUUGGUCCUCAAGGAAGAGAGUCUCCAGCCUCUUUGAGGCAACCAGUCUCAGUGGGAAAUGGAAUGCCCUCUGUGCAUCCUCAUCAGUCUUCUGCCAACAGGAACUCAGGUGCAGAACAUCCCAUGGGUGCAAAAACUUCAUCAUCUGGUUCAGAACCCCCGCAAAUGCAAAACUUAAGGCAGGUAAACCAAUCCUCAUCUCAGGCUGGAGUUCCAACAAAUGAAGGUGGCUCGGGAAGUCAUGCUAAAUCUCAAACGGCACCACCAGCUCAGAUGCCUCAGCAUCGGACAGGAAGCGCGUUUACCAAGCAGCAGCUUCAUGUUCUUAAAGCCCAAAUACUUGCAUUUAGGCGGCUGAAGAAAGGGGAAGGUACUCUGCCUCAAGAACUUCUACGUGCUAUUGCUCCGCCGCCUCUUGAGAUGCAGGUGCAACAUUCAAAUCAUCUCACGGGAGGACAAAAUCAAGACAAACCUUCUGGCAGUAUCGCGGCAGAACAACCAAGGCACACUGAACCCAAUGCGAAGGAUUCACAAUCUAUCCCAGCUAUUAAUGGACAGAGUUCUUUAAAGCAGGAACCCUUUCCCAGAGAAGAGAAAUCCGUUGUACCACCGGUUCCUGUGCAAGCUGUUAUGCCACCUGCACCAAAGGAAUCUGCUCCAACAUUAUCUGCUGGAAAGGAAGAGCAGAAAUCAGUUGCAUGCCCUGAUAAGUCAGACCAGGACAGGGACAGUGAUCGUGGAAAGAACAGAACUCCUCCUAGGAAUGAUUUAGUGCUGGAUAGGGGAAAGGCGGUUGCACCGCAGGCUUCUGUAUCCGACUCAACCCAAAUUAAGAAAUCGGCACAAACAAGCACUGUUUCCCAGCCAAAGGAUGCGGCAUCUACUAGAAAAUAUUGCGGACCCCUAUUUGAUUUUCCUUCAUUCACUAGGAAACAUGACUCUUUUGGGUCAUCGAUGAUGGUAAACAAUAAUAAUAAUCUGUCACUGGCAUAUGAUGUCAAAGAUCUUCUUUUAGAGGAAGGCAUGGAAGUACUUAACAAGAAACGUACAGAAAAUUUAAAGAAGAUUGAAGGGUUGUUGGCAGUGAACUUAGAGAGGAAAAGGAUUAGGCCAGAUCUUGUGUUAAGGCUACAGAUUGAAGAAAAAAAGCUUCGCCUUGUAGACCUUCAGGCACGUUUAAGGGACGAGAUUGAUCAACAGCAACAAGAGAUAAUGGCAAUGCCGGAUAGGCCAUAUCGUAAGUUCGUAAGGCUGUGUGAGCGUCAGCGUAUGGAACUUGCUAGACAAGUGCAGGCAUCUCAGAGAGCUUUGAGGGAGAAGCAGCUUAAAUCUAUAUUUCAAUGGCGUAAGAAGCUUCUUGAGACGCAUUGGGCUAUUCGUGAUGCCCGUACUGCCCGCAACAGGGGUGUGGGUAAAUAUCACGAGAGGAUGAUGAGGGAAUUUUCAAAACGUAAAGAUGAUGACAGAAACAAAAGGAUGGAAGCCUUAAAGAACAAUGAUGUUGACCGAUAUAGAGAGAUGUUACUGGAGCAACAGACUAGCAUGCCAGGCGAUGCUGCAGAAAGAUAUGCUGUUCUCUCAACUUUCUUAACUCAGACAGAAGAGUAUCUGCAUAAAUUAGGAAGUAAGAUAACUGCUGCCAAAAAUCAACAGGAAGUGGAGGAGGCAGCAAAAUCUGCUGCUGCUGCUGCACGAUUGCAGGGUCUUUCUGAGGAAGAAGUAAGAGCUGCUGCAGCUUGUGCAGGGGAGGAAGUAAUGAUUAGAAAUCGUUUUCUGGAGAUGAAUGCUCCUAGGGACAGUUCAUCUGUCAACAAGUAUUACAACCUUGCUCAUGCUGUGAGUGAAACUGUGAUUAGGCAACCAUCAAUGUUACGUGCUGGAACAUUGAGAGACUAUCAACUUGUUGGUUUACAAUGGAUGCUUUCUUUGUACAAUAACAAGUUGAAUGGAAUUUUGGCGGAUGAGAUGGGUCUUGGAAAAACUGUGCAGGUUAUGGCAUUGAUUGCAUACUUGAUGGAAUUUAAAGGAAACUAUGGCCCGCAUCUUAUAAUAGUACCGAAUGCUGUUUUAGUUAACUGGAAGAGCGAGUUUUAUAAUUGGCUACCAUCUGUGUCGUGCAUUUUUUAUGUUGGAAGCAAGGAUCAACGGUCAAAAUUAUUUUCACAAGAGGUUUGUGCUAUGAAGUUUAAUGUCCUUGUGACUACUUAUGAGUUCAUCAUGUAUGAUCGAUCAAAGCUUUCAAAAGUCGAUUGGAAGUAUAUCAUAAUUGAUGAAGCACAGAGAAUGAAGGAUAGGGAUUCAGUCCUGGCCCGUGAUCUUGAUAGGUACCGUUGUCAAAGGCGCCUGCUUUUGACAGGAACACCAUUACAGAACGAUUUGAAGGAACUCUGGUCACUUCUAAAUUUACUUCUUCCUGAGGUUUUUGACAAUAGGAAAGCCUUCCAUGAUUGGUUCUCUAAACCAUUUCAAAAGGAAGGUCCUGCUCCAACCCAAAAUGGGGAGGAUGAUUGGCUUGAGACUGAGAAGAAAGUUAUCAUUAUCCACCGACUUCAUCAGAUUCUUGAGCCUUUCAUGCUCAGGCGUCGUGUUGAAGAUGUUGAAGGCUCACUUCCACCUAAGGUCUCGAUAGUUCUAAAAUGCAAAAUGUCCGCUGUUCAAAGCGCAAUUUAUGAUUGGGUCAAAUCAACUGGUACCCUUCGUCUUGAUCCUGAGGAUGAGAAGCGUAGGGUUCUAAAGAAUCCGGUCUACCAGGUGAAGCAAUAUAAAACUUUAAACAACAGAUGCAUGGAGCUCCGCAAAACUUGCAAUCAUCCGUUGCUUAAUUAUCCCUUCUUCAAUGACUUAUCUAAAGAUUUCCUAGUAAAAUCUUGUGGAAAAUUGUGGAUCCUGGAUAGAAUUCUCAUUAAACUUCAAAGAACAGGACAUCGAGUUCUACUGUUUAGUACCAUGACAAAACUCCUAGACAUCUUGGAAGAAUACCUGCAAUGGCGAAGACUUGUGUACAGAAGAAUUGAUGGUACAACCAGUUUGGAAGAUCGUGAGUCGGCUAUAGUUGACUUCAAUAGCCCUGAUUCAGAUUGCUUCAUCUUCUUGCUUAGCAUUCGAGCUGCUGGACGAGGUCUGAACCUUCAGUCUGCUGAUACAGUUGUUAUAUAUGAUCCUGAUCCAAACCCUAAAAAUGAGGAGCAGGCUGUUGCCAGAGCUCAUCGGAUUGGACAGAAAAGAGAGGUUAAAGUUAUCUAUAUGGAAGCCGUUGUUGACAAGAUCGCUAGCCAUCAGAAGGAGGAUGAAAUGAGAAGUGGAGGCACUGUUGACAUGGAGGAUGAACUUGCAGGUAAGGAUCGCUACAUAGGAUCUAUUGAGAGCCUCAUAAGGAACAAUAUUCAACAAUAUAAGAUAGAUAUGGCUGAUGAGGUUAUUAAUGCUGGACGCUUUGAUCAAAGAACAACACAUGAAGAGAGGCGUUUGACACUUGAGACAUUAUUGCAUGAUGAAGAGAGGUAUCAAGAAACUGUCCAUGACGUUCCGUCAUUGCAGGAGGUAAAUCGAAUGAUUGCCAGGAGCGAAGAGGAAGUGGAACUGUUUGAUCAAAUGGAUGAAGAGGAGGAUUGGAUUGAGGAGAUGACAAGGUUUGAUCAAGUACCCAAGUGGCUUCGAGCCAACACAAGGGAGGUGAAUGCUGCUGUUGCUGCGCUGUCAAAAAGACCGUCAAAGAACAUUUUAACUGGUGGUACAAUACCUGUGGAACCUGGUGAAGAAAGGAAAAGAGGACGGCCCAAGGGGAAAAAGCAUCUAAGUUACAAAGAAGUAGAUGAUGAGACUGGAGAGUACUCCGAAGCAAGCUCUGAUGAAAGAAAUGGAUAUGCACAUGAAGAAGGUGAAAUAGGAGAAUUUGAAGACGAUGGGUAUAGUGGUCCUGAUGGACCUCAACCCAUCGAUAAAGAUCAGUUGGAAGAUGGUAUACUUUGCGAGGCUGCCGGUUAUACAUUUCCUAGAUCUUUGGAAAGCGCUGGAAAUAAUCAGAUGGUUGAAGAGGCUGGUUCCUCAGGAUCAUCCUCAGACAGUCAAAGAGUGAUCCAGACGGUAUCUCCAUCAGUUUCCUCUCAGAAAUUUGGUUCACUUUCUGCACUAGAUGCCAGGCCAAGUUCCAUACCAAGAAAGAUGACAGAUGAGUUGGAAGAAGGGGAAAUUGCUGUUUCUGGUGAUUCUCACAUGGAUCAUCAACAGUCUGGCAGUUGGAUUCAUGAUCGUGAUGAAGGUGAGGAUGAACAAGUUUUGCAGCAACCCAAGAUUAAACGUAAACGUAGCAUGCGCGUUCGACCCCGUCUUGUUGCUGAUAAACAUGAAGAAAAGCCUGUCAAUGAAAUGGCAUCUCAUUUAGCAAUACAAGCAGAACAUAAAUAUCAAUCACAGCCAAUGGCCGACAUAGAAUCAAAACGAUUGGUUGAAUCCAAACCAGGCAGGCAUGAUUUAAAUGCAUCAUUAAAAAAUAAGCGAAGUUUACCUCAAAGGAGAGUUGCCAAUACAUCCAAAUUACAUGGCUCACCAAAGUCUAGUAAGGGUAUGUGUCAUCAAUCGACUCUUUCGAUGUCUCUUUCUACAAUGACAGUCUUUUUUGUUAGCGUGUGCAAAAAUGUAAUUAGCAAGCUACAAAGGCGAAUAGACAAGGAAGGUCAACAAAUUGUGCCCUUGUUAACGGAUUUGUGGAAGAGAAUUGAGAAUUCUGGGUACAGUAGUGGAUCCGGGAACAGCCUGUUGGAUUUAAGAAAGAUUGACCAGCGGAUUGAUAGAUUGGAGUAUAAUGGAGCAACAGAGCUUGUAUUUGAUGUGCAGUUCAUGCUAAAGAGCGCAAUGCAAUUUUACGGCUUUUCGCAUGAGGUAAGAACUGAAGCGAGGAAGGUUCAUGAUCUAUUUUUCGAUAUCUUGAAAAUCGCAUUUCCUGAUACGGACUUCCGAGAUGCAAGAAGUGCGCUUUCUUUCGCCGCCAGUACUGUAACAUCCCCAAGGCAAGGAGCUGUUGGUCUAGGCAAGAGGCACCGGUUGAUAAAUGAGGUGGAAGCCGAUCAAUACCCUUCACCGAAGCCACUGCAACGCGGUUCCGCUUCUGGUGGUGAAAACAGUCGGGUCAAAGGCCAUGGCCUGCAAAAGGAAUCAAGGGCCGGAAGUGGCAGCACCCGGGAACAGCUUCAGCCGGAUGAUUAUCCAGUGCUGACUCAUCCAGGUGAACUUGUGGUUUGCAAGAAGAGAAGGAACGAUAGGGGGGAGAAAUCAUUGGUGAAGCUGAGGACCGGCCCCGUGUCGCCAACUAGCAUGGUUCCGGCUAUGCGAAGCCCGGGGUCAGGUUCAACUCCUAGGGAUGCUAGACUAGCGCAUCAGUCUCCUCAUGCACAAGGGUUGGUUGGCCAGCCAUUUCAGCAGCCAAACGGCUCCGGUGGUUCGGUUGGUUGGGCAAACCCCGUAAAGCGGCUACGGACGGAUUCUGGGAAGAGGAGACCAAGCCAUAUGUAGAUUUUCUCUCAAAGAACACAAAGUCAUGGUAUAUAAUGAACAUAUUGCUCCUAGUUUCAGAAAGUUUUUGGUGGCCCUUAAUCUUGAUAGAGUUUACCCCUCAUACUGUUAAUAUAGAAUUUAGGCCUUGAGUUUGUAUUUUAUGGCCACCUUAAUGUACUUGAAUGUAACUUGUUUCUUCCAUUUUUCUUUGGAUAUCUGCAUCCUGCAGGUAUUGCUUUUCUUUUUAGAUAGUUGAAACUCUUGUAUAGUAAAUUCUCUGGUUCAUGUUAGUCCCUCAAAAUUUCCCCUCUACAAAGUGCUCUGGAAA
Arachis duranensis is the source of this 7429-nucleotide messenger RNA. Its product is annotated as ATP-dependent helicase BRM. Gene Ontology annotation, biological process: positive regulation of transcription by RNA polymerase II. NCBI's taxonomy places the organism in Eukaryota, Viridiplantae, Streptophyta, Magnoliopsida, Fabales, Fabaceae. Gene Ontology annotation, molecular function: ATP-dependent chromatin remodeler activity; protein binding; DNA binding. Bases 475 to 7119 code for a protein of 2214 amino acids. The transcript has 14 exons. The record is from RefSeq and is a predicted model, not a curated record. Gene Ontology annotation, cellular component: nucleus.